Messenger RNA from Xenopus tropicalis (tropical clawed frog), 1226 nucleotides. Lineage: Eukaryota; Metazoa; Chordata; Amphibia; Anura; Pipidae. The record is from RefSeq and is a predicted model, not a curated record.
UGCUCCUCUUGUUACAUGCACAGGGCAAGGGACGAGGAGGCCAUUCAGUGCAGAGACCCUGUAACACCACGGAAAGAUAAAAAGUCAUAUAAUCUGAAUAGUAAUAUUCAUUUUUUCAAUUAAACCUGCUUUGCAGUGCUUAUCUAUUGUCAGGGAUGUCUGUUAAAGAGAAGAGCUCCUUGAAGAUGGUGAGAUAUGUCCUGUGGUUUGUCUUCUUCACCGGAUGCCUUGCACAAGAAGAUUUAGGAGGAAAAGUCUUUCUUUUUCCCAAGGCCACUGACACAGCCCAUGUGAUUUUAAAGCCUGUGAUAAAAAAGCCAGUAGAGAGUUUCACCGUUUGCCUGGAAUCCUACACAGAAUUGACUCGAGAACAUUCCCUUUUCUCUUUGGCCGUUCCAGGAAAGGACAAUGCUCUUCUCAUCUUCCCAAUGCCACCGACCACAUGUCGGUUUAUUCUAAACCAAGAACCUGUCGAUCCCAAAGUACAACCAGAGGUUUUUGAUUGGAAACAUACCUGUGUAGCUUGGGAAUCUGGGUCUGGAGUGGUUCAGCUCUGGAUCAAUGGAAAACUGUAUCCCAGAACUGUUUUAAAGAAGGGGCCACUGAUUGAUGCUAAGGCCAGUAUAAUCCUGGGGCAGGAACAGGAUUCAUAUGGGGGCGGCUUUGACAUCAGUCAGUCCUUUAUGGGCGAGAUAAGCAAUGUGCACAUGUGGGAUUAUGUCCUGACCCAGGUAGACAUACAGAAGGUUCUGGCUGGAAAAAAGGAUGUAAAUGGAAAUAUCAUUAACUGGAGAUCAUUGCAGUAUGAGAUAAAAGGAGAUGUGACUGUCCAACCUAAGCUACAAUGUCGGUCUCUACAGAACCAUUAUAACUUGCUUUCUUCAUGCAAUGAAACUUAAUUACAGUAUUUUGCAUGAUGGAGUCACGCGCCACAUAUCUAUACUGGUUUCAUUCUGAUUUACUAAGUAUCUAAAUGCUUUAUAGCUGUAGUGUUCAUAAUUAGCUUAUUCUAUUUAAUGGGAUUGUGGGAAAAAUCAGGGAGGCUUCUAAUAAAUACUAUUGGUUAUCGUGUUCCGAUCAACUGCAAUCAGUCCGGCCUUUGUAGGUUGCUUUCUAGAGAUGUCCCUUACUGUUCCCAUGAUACAGUCACCUUGGUUGUCAAUGUAUUAUGCAAUGUUUUAACAAGCUCUUUAGAACUAAAUAAAGUUAUGACCGUUGUUACUGUG